Messenger RNA from Emericellopsis atlantica, 1365 nucleotides. Its product is annotated as batten's disease protein Cln3. NCBI's taxonomy places the organism in Eukaryota, Fungi, Ascomycota, Sordariomycetes, Hypocreales, Bionectriaceae. Gene Ontology annotation, biological process: regulation of intracellular pH. The coding region runs from base 1 to 1365 and encodes 454 amino acids. The record is from RefSeq and is a predicted model, not a curated record. Gene Ontology annotation, cellular component: membrane; vacuole. The transcript is spliced from 2 exons.
AUGACGAAUCGCACGCCCUCAUCCUCGGGGCUGCUACCGAUGCCUGGAGCACCCUCUUCCUCCUGGGCCGUGUACACGGCCAGGCUGCAGUCACUUUUGCGACACCCCGACACAAAGGUAGUCGUUGCGUUUUGGCUAUUUGGCCUCAUCAACAACGUUCUCUACGUCAUCAUCCUCUCUGCCGCCCAAGACCUUGUGGGAUCUGUCCCUAAGGGCGUCGUGCUCCUCGCGGACGUACUGCCAUCGUUCUUCACAAAGCUGAUCGCACCAUACUUCAUCCAUCGAAUCCCGUAUAACAUCCGAGUCCUCGUCUUCAUCGCCCUCUCCGCGGUGGGCAUGCUCAUGGUCGCGCUUACACCGCCCUCCAAAUCCGUGGCUGUGAAAAUGGCUGGCGUGGUGCUGGCCAGCUUGAGCAGUGGGGGCGGGGAGCUCAGCUUUCUUGGAUUGACACAUUAUUACGGGCAAGUCAGUCUCGCGGGUUGGGGUUCUGGAACAGGUGCAGCAGGGCUUGUGGGUGCCGGCUUGUACGUGGUUCUCACCGAGUGGUGGGGUUUCAGCGUCAAGGACAGCCUGCUUUUCUCCGCCUGCCUGCCCGUGGUGAUGUUUGUGAGCUUCUUCGUGAUAUUGCCGAGGGGACCGUUACGUGAUGCCACGAGAAGGAAGGAAUACGACGCCCUGCCCGAGGACGAGGACGACAGCUCGACACGUGCUCCGCCCGAAACUGCCCUGUUGAACCCCGAGCCAGGUGCCGUGAUUGCAGCGUAUCCCACCGGACAGCAUCCCGGAGAGGCACAUUCGUUGGCCGCAAACCUCAAGCGGGCCAGAGCCCUAGUCGUGCCUUAUAUGAUGCCGCUGUUUCUCGUCUACGUGGCCGAAUACACCAUCAACCAAGGCGUGGCACCGACCCUCCUUUUUCCGGUGGAGGAGUCGCCUUUCCGGGAAUUCAGGGGCUUCUACCCUUUCUAUGGGUUCCUCUACCAGCUCGGGGUCUUCAUCUCCAGAUCCUCGACGCCAUUUGUGCGGAUACGCCAUCUAUAUGUGCCAUCUUUUCUGCAGAUCGGAAAUCUCGCGCUUUUGAUCCUGCAUGCACUGUACUUCUUCAUACCCUCCGUCUACAUCAUCUUUGUGGUCAUCUUCUGGGAGGGGUUACUAGGCGGAGCGGUGUACGUGAAUUGCUUCGCCGAGAUACUGGAAAAGGUGCCCUCGGAGGACAGAGAAUUCAGUUUGGGCGCGGCGACUGUGAGCGACAGCGGCGGCAUAUGCGUCGCUGCCUUGAUUGGCAUCGCUCUUGAGCCCCGGCUCUGCGCCUACCAGGUGGCCCAUGGGAGGGACUGGUGUCGUCAGAUCAAAGCGUCACAUUCAUAG